AUGCAGGGUGGGAUUCCCGAACCCGUGGUGGUCACCAAGGAGGAGUACGACGCGCUCGUGGACAAAGGCGACUUCCUCGUGCACCACAGCGACUUGCACGUCCACCCCCUGGUCCAGCAGCACCACGGCGUGACAACCGCAGACGCGGCGGCGGUCCUGGACGGCGGCAAGCUGUGCCUCAUGACGGGGGAGGCCGAGGAGGCGGAGGAGAUGAAGGCCAAGGGGGUGGACUGCCUGGCGAUCUUCUUCAUGCCGCCCUCGCUGGAUGUUUUCGAGGAGCGUUUGGACAAGUGGCUAUCGUAUUCUGACGAAAGUGUGACGGCUACGAUACAACAAGCUGGGAAAGAUCUGGAACACGUUGAGGCUUCCAAAGUGUUCGACAAUGUGGUAGUGAAUGAUGACAUUCGCGACACAUUGGAUGAGUUGAAGGAUGUAAUAUCGAAGCACCGACCGGAUAUCCUACCUCCCCAAAGCGAGACGCCUGAUGAAGGCUAUAAGGCAUCCCUCUUCGUAUGCUGUCCAUCUCCCGCCACGGCGCAGCACCUCCACGACCGCAUCUCCGCCGCCUUCCCCGGCAAAUUCGCGAGGCCUUGGCUUCACACCACGCGCACGCCGGAAAAGGGCGAAAAGGGCGGCGCUCACUUCGUCAAGAGGGAGGCGCUGGAGCAGCUCCGGGACAACGGGAAGCUCCUGUAUGCGCUGCAGAACAGCGGAGGGUGGGACGAAGGCGUUGCUUGGGACAGCGUGGGGGAUGUCUGGAGCGAGGGGGCCACGCCGUUCGUCGUCUGUCCCCUGUCGGGGGUGCAGGCCGUGAGGGAGAGGCGCCUGGCUGGGGCGCUGUGCAUCUUCGUGGCACCUUCGGACCCGCAGGCCCUUGGUGAGGAACUGCUGGACGCCAUGGGCCUGUCCGAGGAAGAUAUCCAAGAGCGUGUGUCCCAGGCCCUGAGGGACACAGAGGAUGCCAAAAGGCCAAAGCUGUUCGACAGUCUCUUGGUCGCCGAUGAUCCCGACGUUCUCUUCGCGGAUGUGCGAGACGCCAUAGCCGCCAGGUUUCCCAACAUCGCCAGUCCCUCACACUUGCCGCUGAUCAUUGGCGGCCCGUUCGGCAUAGGGAAGAGGCAGCUGCUCCAAAGACUUUUCGACCAGUAUUGCCGAGAGUUCGUGACGCCUGUUGUCACGACCACGCGGGCGCAGCGCGAAAUCGGGGCCCAGGAAGAUGCCUUUGUCACGGAGGACAGAGAGGCCAUGGAGAGGAACGUGCAGAAUGGCAAAUACCUAUUCCACCAUGAGGGCUACGAUCCCGAAGAAGCGCUGCAGAUUUUCUACGACUCCGCCAAGCUGGAAGUGGAGGCGGCGGAAGGCUCCGACGUUUUUCAAUUCCACAUCCCCAACCGUCCCAACACGGAAGCCUCCUACUGCCGCCUGGCGGAGGCCAUCAGCUCCUUCUACCCCGGCGUCCUUCCCGCCAGCAACGUGUGGGGAUUCGGGCGGCCGCUGUGGGACAAGAGUUGCCGGGUGCAUGGCCACCGGCCGCUGCGCAUCAUUGUGGUGGGACCCGCCACCGUGGGCAAGACCACGCUGUGCCAGAGGCUGCGGGACCAUUUCGGCGUGCCGCACAUCAGCGCCGGAGAGCUCUUGUACAAGGAGGUUCAGGAGAGGACGCCUAUCGGGCUGGAGGCCAAGAAGUACAUGGACGCGUCGGAGACCGUGCCGGACCACAUAUUCUUGGAGGUGGUGACGUGCAGGUUGCGGAAGCCUGACUGCGACAACAAAGGGUGGCUCCUGGAUGGCUUCCCCCACACCCAGUCCCAGGCCAUGGGACUCAAGCAGCAGGGGUUCCUGCCAGACAAAGUGAUCUUCCUUGAGAGCGAGCACGCUUUGCUGUUGAACAGAGCGAAGCACAGAAGGGUGGACGCGGCGACGGGUCAGGUGUAUCAGGUGCGCGCGUGGGUGCCUAAGCAGCGAGUCUGCAAACCAAAUUAUGUCUACAAACCAUUAAUUGCAUUGCGCAUCUCUGAGGACCUGCCCUUCAACAUUUCUUCGGGUCUUUCCCGCUUUGCAGCAUUACGUAACCCCAAACAGAAGGCAUUUUGA
This is a messenger RNA of Ostreobium quekettii, 2094 nucleotides long. The record is from the annotation of a GenBank genome assembly. NCBI's taxonomy places the organism in Eukaryota, Viridiplantae, Chlorophyta, Ulvophyceae, Bryopsidales, Ostreobiaceae.